AUGGACGCGAUGAAUGAGACGUCUAAUGAAGUCACCAUGGUGCCAGCCGAUAUGGUUGGGGUGAAUAGUGAAGCUUAUCGUCCCCGCGGCUAUCAGCUUGAAAUGUUUGAAGCAAGCUUGCAUCAAAAUAUCAUCGUCGCGAUGGAUACAGGAAGCGGGAAGACUCAGAUCGCGGUGCUACGUAUCAAGGCUGAAUUGGAGACCAGUGGGUCAGGAAAGGCCAAGGAGAUGCAUACUGAUACAUCUCCGCACCAGUUUGUAUGGUUCUUAGCGCCAACCGUGGCGUUAUGUCUUCAACAACAUGAGGUCAUUUCUUCACAAAUACCAUCAGUGAAGACUCGCGUACUUACUGGGAUGGACAACGUUGAGCGAUGGACGGAGCAGUCUUCUUGGGACGUAGUUUUGCAGGAUACUCAAGUGGUGGUGUCAACGCAUGCUGUCCUUGCGGACGCCUUGAACCAUGGCUUUGUGCGAAUGUCACAAUUGGCGCUUAUUGUUUUUGACGAAGCUCAUCAUUGUAUGCGUCGCCAUCCAGCAAACAAGAUCAUGCAGUAUCACUACCAUCCAACCCGAGAGAAGUUUGGGCCAGAAGCUGUACCCCGGAUUUUAGGCUUGACCGCAAGUCCAAUUGUGCGAUCUAGCGAGAAGGAACUUCAAACCAUCGAGGCUAACCUAGACGCUGUGUGCAAAACGCCUCGCACUCACCGAACGGAACUUCUCGCACACGUCCAUCGUCCACAUCUACAGCGUGUACAAUAUCCCGCAUAUGAGGAGUACCAUCAACCUACUGGUACCAAAAUGCUUCCAGCACUUACAUCUUGCAUUCGUGGUUAUGAUAUGGGCCGUGACCCAUACAUAGAGAUGCUGCGGCAACAACCUGCAAGGAAAGAUGAGGCCGACAAAUUAGCAAUGUCUGGCAAAACAUUUUGCCUAGAGCAGCUUACGAAAUUUCGUGAGCAAUGUCAACACAUUUAUGAGGAGCUUGGUGGCUGGGCAACAGAUUACUUUAUCAAGGCUUCUAUUGAGCGUCUUCGAAGCUCUGCUGGCAGGGAGACGGGGCUGUCAAGAAUAGCCUGCGACGAAAGGGCUCACAUUCUCAAAAUUCUUCUGUCGAUACCCGCGCCUGACGAAAACACUGGCGAUCCUCACAUCUCCGCGAAACUUGAGACAUUGAUUCUGUUCCUUGCGAGCAUGGACCACCCAGAAUUUUCCGGGUUAAUAUUUGUCAAGAGACGAGCCACUGUCAGCGUCAUGUCACAAAUUCUAUCCAUUCAUCCAGCCACGAAAGAUCGAUUCCGAUGUGCAGCUUAUGUUGGAUGGUCCAAUGGUGCUAGCCGUAAGGAUGCUCUGGGAGAUCUACUCAGCCGCGGUGCACAGAAAGACACGCUCUUGGAAUUUAGAACGGGACAGAAAAACUUGAUCGUGGCCACUGAUGUCCUGGAAGAAGGUUUGGAUGUGAGCUCGUGCAGCCUAGUGAUAUGCUACGAUAAGCCCUCGAAUCUGAAGUCUUUUGUCCAAAGACGAGGCCGAGCUCGGCAUCAAGAAUCGACAUAUGCAGUCAUGACUUCAUCCGAAGAUGAAUUACAAGACCUUCAAAAAUGGCAGUCCUUGGAGAAAGCCAUGGUCAAAGCAUACCAAGACGACCAAAAGAAACGACAAGACGCAUCCGCAAUGGAGGAGACUGAUGAACAAGUUACAGAAUGGCUAGAAGUUCCAUCCACCUGUGCACGUCUAUCCGCAGAGGAUGCUAUGCAACACUUACAGCACUUUUGCGAUUUGUUACCUACAGAUGAGUACGUCAACAAUCGACCAGAGUUCUCCUUUGAAGAAAAUGCCAGUGGCCUUAUAAAAUCCACUGUGACGCUUCCAAAUUCCGUUCACCCAGCUGUUCGCCGAUCGCAGGGGAAAGGAUGGUGGCGCACAGAGCGUGCGGCACGGAAGGAAGUUGCUUUUCACGCUUACAAAGCGCUCUGGGAAUAUGGGUUGGUAAACAACAACUUGCUUCCCUUGACCAAGAAAGUCGAACUUCAAUUAUGUAAAGCUAAAUGUGAGGAAAUCUCUUCCAUGGUCGAAUGCUCGGAGCAAUUUGAUCCAUAUGUGGAUUUAGCACAGGCGUGGUCAUCUCAAGAGCUCUACCAGACUGACAUUACUAUGUCCCACAACGAUGGCUCAAUGAAUGAAGAUAUGAACAUGUCACUUGUCUUGCCUAAGUCGAUCGUUAUGCCACAGAGUAUACCUCUUUAUUUGAACAUGAAGACGACAGUGGUGGCGACAUUCACUCCACCGAGACCAAUCAAUCCAAUUCCAAUAGAAAUGGUCCGACUGAUGAGAGAGAUAACGGCCCUGUUUCUUCAAGCUCCGACAUCUCGCCUCAUAACUUCAGAUCGAGAUUUUGUGGCGCUCUUCUUCCCAAGUGUCCCUCUUGACCGAUUAGAAGAAUGGACGUGUCAACAUGAAGGUGUCGAAAGAGCAUUAGAUUAUUAUACAAGAGACCAAACAAGUAUCCCAAUGGGUAUAGUACGGGACAGGGCAAAGUAUAGCGAACCACGAUUAUUCCGAAGAUGGAUCUUUACUGGGGAAGGAGAGAAAACGCAACUUGACCUGGAAUGCUCUUCGAUACCACGUAGGCGCAACUUCCUGCAGCAUCGCAAGGAACCCGAAGUUGGCGAGGAUGGAGAGGCAGAUUCAGGCAAAACUCACGUUGUCCCUGCAGAUGGUUGCACGAUCGACAGACUUCCGGCUUCCAAGGCACUGUUUGGUCUUCUAAUAUCAGCAAUAUUGGAUCGAAUGGAAGCGGUACAAGUUGCAACAAGGUUGAAUGACACUAUCCUAAAGCCCGUUAAAAUCGAGAAUCUCAAUCACGUUCUAACAGCGAUCACAACACCCUCUGCACAAGCUAGCAGUGAUUAUCAAAUCUACGAAUUUUUUGGAGAUUCGGUUUUGAAGUUCACCGUUGCCUGUCAGCUAUUUAUUCGGCAGCUCAAUUGGCACGAAGGGUAUCUUUCGGAGGGUCGUGAUAAACUAGUGUCGAACAAGCGCCUUACACGCGCAGCUCUAGAAAUUGGCUUGGAUAGGUUCAUCCUAACCAGGCGAUUCACACCCCGCCGAUGGGUCGCUCCUUUGAUAUCCAAGAAGCUAGUAGCCUCAACUGAUACUCGAAGCAUGGGUAGCAAAAUACUGGCAGAUGUAGUUGAAGCUCUUAUUGGCGCAGCAUACAUGGAUGGGGGGAUGCGCAAAGCCCAAGCGUGUCUCCACCGCUUAUUACCCGAGAUCGAUAUCUUCACGAGUGAUAUUCCAGCGUCACUCUUCACAUCAAGAGAAACACGUACUCUCAUAGAUCAACAUCGUCUAAAGAAUAUUAUUGGAUAUACAUUCAAUAAUGUUUCUUUGCUGACUGAGGCAUUGACCCAUCCAUCUUGUGAGCAUGACACAGUCACGCAAUCCUAUCAACGACUCGAAUAUCUCGGCGAUGCGGUGCUCGACAUGAUCGUUGCCUCGCUAUUUGCUUCUCAUUCAACUGCUAUGCCCCAGGGCCAAAUGACACGCAUCAAGCACGCAAUGGUCAAUGCCAACCUGCUUGCAUUCUUUUGUAUGAGCCUUGGCUCACCCGAAACAGUCACUGAUAUUGGAACAACCGACUUCGACAGACCUGAGCUCAUAUCACACAUUGAGGAGAUACACUUGUGGCAGUUUCUUCGCUUCAGUAGCACAGCUUUGAUCCCCGCCCGUGAUUUGUCUGUAGAAAGAUAUCACUCUCUUAAAGACCAAAUUUCACUUGCUAUGGAACACGCGACACAUUACCCUUGGGAGACACUUUCCCAUCUCCGCCCUGAUAAAUUCAUGUCAGACAUUGUGGAGAGCGUGAUUGGUGCAAUAUUUAUUGACUCUGGCGGAAGUUUGGAUCCCUGCUGUGAGUUUUUGGAACGUCUUGGUCUGCUGCCAUAUGUGCGCCGCAUCCUAUCGGAUGAUGUAAACGUUAUCCACCCGAUCAACGCUGUUCAGAUGCUUGUGAAGGCCACAGGGAUACUCGUUUUUAAAGCGAGUAGAGUGGAAAAGAAAGGUGGCAUUGCGACGUAUCGUUGCACCGUGACGCAGAAUAAAAAGGAAGUGGCCUUCGUUGAAGGAUGUGAUUCGGGCGAGGAGGCAGAGAUUCGCGCCGCAUACAUUCUCAUGGACAAGGUUCAUUCAGAGACGAAUGGACAACCUUCAGAAUGA
Penicillium angulare is the source of this 4215-nucleotide messenger RNA. Its product is annotated as putative RNA helicase/RNAse III. Gene Ontology annotation, biological process: siRNA processing. Gene Ontology annotation, cellular component: cytoplasm; nucleus; RISC complex. The coding region runs from base 1 to 4215 and encodes 1404 amino acids. The transcript has 7 exons. Lineage: Eukaryota; Fungi; Ascomycota; Eurotiomycetes; Eurotiales; Aspergillaceae. The record is from RefSeq and is a predicted model, not a curated record. Gene Ontology annotation, molecular function: ribonuclease III activity; RNA binding; ATP binding.